UUUUCAGGCGUAGCCAUCGAUCCCACGAUGACACACUCUGGUCAGGCUGGCGUCAACCAGCUGGGCGGGGUUUUCGUCAACGGCCGCCCUCUCCCCGUCUGUGUACGGGCACGCAUCGUCGAGUUGGCUCAGCUUGGCGUCCGACCGUGCGACAUCUCCCGACAGCUUCUCGUCUCGCACGGCUGCGUCUCCAAGAUACUCAGUCGCUACUACGAGACCGGUUCCAUCGCACCGGGCAACAUCGGCGGCAGUAAACCAAAGGUUGCAACACCUCUGGUUGUGAAGAAGAUAAUGAGUUACAAACGAAAGAACCCCUCCAUCUUUGCUUGGGAGAUUCGAGAUCGUCUUCUUCGGGAAAGAGUUUGUGAUAAGAACACCAUACCUAGUAUUAGCUCAAUCAAUAGGAUUAUCCGCAAUGGAACUUACUUCACACAUGACGAGGGUAAUCCAAGCUCCCUGCCUGCACCCAUACCUCGCGUGGCAGCGGGACUCGCCCAUGGGAACAUGCCACACCCAUCGCAAGGCAUCAUCUCCCCAGACACAACCAUGGCACCGUAUCUUAGCAACCGCCUCAUGGAGCUGGCAAAUGAACAUCACCGAUUGGCCAGUCUUGAAAUGACGUCACCAACAGGUAGAACAAACGGUCCAAGUGGAGAGGGCGAUGGUAAUCGAGUUGGUGUUCGAGGUGGUGAACAGAAGGAGAAAACGGAGACAGAGAAUGAAGAAGAUGAAGGCGUUCAAACGGACGUAGAAUCUCCCACCACAGAAUAUGCAGGUCGGAUGAUGCCGAGAAUCGAACCAGGUGAACAAGAUUUCUUAACGACAUCGCCAUUCGUACAUCCCAUGUCACGUCUGAUGAAAAUGGAACGGUCACGCUCUCGGUCACCGCCUCCAUCCCGAUCGCCACGAUCUCCACGCUCACCACGUUCACCACGAUCACCUCGUGAGCUGUUCGGGGGAGAUCGUGAUGACGCAAGUCAGGAGGAGGAACGAAGAAUUAUGGAAGGUAUGCAGCAGAUGUCUGCAUUUCAUCCAAGCGGCAAAGGUUUUCCACAUCACCUCAUACCGGCCACCUCUCUAGCAGAUAUAUCUCGGGCACCGGUGGCUUCUGCAGCAGCCGCCGCCGCAGCUGCAGCGUCUCGCCUCGCUGCAGCGACGGGGCUCUUCCUUCCCUUCGGAGCAUCUGCAAACGGACCGCACAGUCUCGCUCUCUCGGCCGUAGCCGCGUCUGCCGCCGCUGCUGCAGCCGCGGCGUCCCCGAACCGCGGCGGUUUUCUACCGAUGGGCAGAAAUGACGCAACUGCAUCACAACUCCAGCUGGCGCCCUUCCCACUCUUUGUCAAUUCAGCCACGGGGUGUUGGACCAUGAUAAGACCUAUGGAAUUCACUCAAAACAUGAUGGAUAUGAAGACUGUAUCUUUUACAUGA
Strongylocentrotus purpuratus (purple sea urchin) is the source of this 1428-nucleotide messenger RNA. RefSeq names its product paired box protein Pax-2a-like. Lineage: Eukaryota; Metazoa; Echinodermata; Echinoidea; Camarodonta; Strongylocentrotidae. Bases 28 to 1428 code for a protein of 466 amino acids. Gene Ontology annotation, molecular function: DNA-binding transcription factor activity, RNA polymerase II-specific; RNA polymerase II cis-regulatory region sequence-specific DNA binding. The transcript has 6 exons. The record is from RefSeq and is a predicted model, not a curated record. Gene Ontology annotation, biological process: regulation of transcription by RNA polymerase II; anatomical structure development.